This is a messenger RNA of Caenorhabditis auriculariae, 20829 nucleotides long. The record is from the annotation of a GenBank genome assembly. NCBI's taxonomy places the organism in Eukaryota, Metazoa, Nematoda, Chromadorea, Rhabditida, Rhabditidae.
AUGCGAACGAUUUUAUUUUUACUGGUGGCUGUCGGUUCUGCAUUUACAAAAGAAGGUGAGUAAUUUUUGAUGUUGAUUUUCUUGCUUCUUUCAUUGCAAUCUUGUAUAUACUAUUUUGAACUUCUUCCACUAUCUUAAGACCCCUAAUUUGCCAUUGUGCAGUUGGGAAUUGGCGGAUGGCCAGCACUGAUUGGCCAUGCGAAGGCUGAAAACGAACGGAGAAGAAAAAAAAAAGAAGAAAAAAAGGUUCCCGAAUAUGAGACGCCAGCAUGUCGCCAUUGAGUUGGCCUCCGCCAAACUCCCAUUCAUUGUCUAUUUCCGACCGAAUUAUGUCCCUGUUGUUGUUGGUUAUUUUAUGGGAUGGAGAAAAACCAAUGGAUUUUGCGCGUUUUGUGAAGGUUGAAUGGCUUUUCAUUCGUUUUGCAUUAUGGGAAUCCGCUGUACUUUUAUGCAGAGAGAAAAAUGUUAGUAAUUCUGCAAUUUCUUUUCGAAAAUCAUCUUUUGAUUGAAAUGGCCUCUUUAGUUUUAAUAUGCGUCAUCUGUACUCCAUUCAGUGUUGAGAAAAAACGACCAGUUCAUUUUACAACAAAAUAAUUACUUUAAAAACACGUUUUCGAUUUUUGAAAAUUCCUACCUAAUGGUAUUGAAAAAUGUUGAUCUGAAGUGUUUUUUGUUGUCCAAGUUUUUACCUCACCUUUCAUUAGUUCCACUGGUUUUUUUUUCACGACGUGGUAAUCAAUGAUUGCUGUGAAACUUGAGCCGAAAAAAAAACGCUAGAAAAUUGGAAAGGUUUUUUUUGAAACUCUAUUUUUAUUUUUUUAGCUUCUUUUUUGUAUAUUCUUGAUGAAACUGAUGGAUUCAACUUCAUAAUUCUUGGAACUCUUGCUCUGAAGUUUUUUAAUUUUGAACAGAGAUAUGAGGAAAAAGUCAAAAGACCCUCCAGUGGCUAGUUUAACUUUUUGUUCCUCCAAAAUCUCCCUAGUACUUUCUUAAUGGUCAUUUUUUUCAUUCUGGAACACUGGCAGCUUCAAAUUGUUUAGUGUCCCGUACAAAUGGCCGACCUUUUGUCGUUAGAAAGGACAAAUGACGGGAAAACGUUGAUAGGCAAAGGUGUCGAGAGGAUAUCUGAUAUUUUGGAGCGACGCAGGGUGGCAGCAACUGUUCUGCGGGCAGAUUUCCGUUCGCACUCACACCUCUCGCCUUGUGUUGAAGCUUCUGACAUAUCUGCCUCCGAGCAAGAAGACGUUUCUCCUCUCUGUGUAAUCUUAUUGAAGAGUGAUGAUUGUUCUCGAGGCUAAUGGCUCGGCCGAUUGUUGCCGACACCUCUAAUCUAAAUGUUAGGCGGCUCUCGAGGUGUAAAUCACAUUUAUCAGUCGUUGAGCCACCGGCCAGUGCCCUUUCUGUACGGUGAGACCUUCUCAACCUUCCAAAAACGCAACAAAAUGUUUCUGUUCGUUGCCCUUUUGCUGACACCGCUAGCCAAAAUACCAACCGUGUCGAGUCACCCUCAAUUUGCUUUACAUGGCCUCACUUGAUGGAGGUUUUUGGUGCUGUUGGUAAGUAGCGGGAGGCCAAAAAGAAAGGAAGGAAUUUCGAGAGGCGACUUCAGAUAGCAUCUUCAUGGCGCCGUAGGUCUCUGUGAGUGUGCGACAAAACAGACGGCUGGCCUCGAAAUGGCGCACUUGGCCGAGAUGAAAACUCCUGGAGACCCUGAAUGGUCAUUCCAGCCGACUUCCAUGACCACCGCCAGAGGCAGAAGAAGCCUCGUAGGCCUAAUAAAAAUCAUUGACAAUUUGAAUGGGCUUCCGGCGAUUUAGAGGUCCUGAAUGGCGUGCCGGCUCUCGUUUUUUAUUCCUUGCUUCUCUUUACGGCUAUGUCGGGAAAGUGGGGUCCGAAAUGAAAUGAAUUAAAAAUGAGACACCCGUGGCGAUGUGCUUCUCCUGCUCAUUCUGACCAUGGACUUUCAAAGAUAUUUUUUGAAAAGCACUUCUUUUUCAAUUUUUUCCAUGCGAUGUUGAUCUUAUUCCCAACGGAAGCUCAGAAUAAAUAGACACCGAGCGCACACGAAGUCAGAGGGGCCAAGCCGAUUAUAAAAAUUGAUGAGCCGCCGAUCACGAAAGGUUGAGCAGCGAGAAAAAAGAGGCGAGAAAUGGCUGCGAGGCUCAAAAAUAAACAAUGACCCCCGGCUCCUGCGCAAUAUCAUCUUUCACUUGACCAAUCGCAUCGGCACGAUUUUUUUUUUUCUUCCUCAGCUUCUUGCCUCGGCGAGAGAGUUGCUGAAUGAAGAGUUGAUGAGUGGCCGCGAAGAUCAGCUCCAGUGGAUGAACUGGUGCAAGAAGAUGUGUCAAGUGCCGCAGCCACACACGCCGUUGGGAGGGUCAUUCUCCUCGACGCGCAGUUCUUUUUUCUACGACUUUUGUAUCCGGAGGAAAAUCUAAGCAAUCCAAGCCUUGUUUUUCAUUCAUUGGUUGUUCGGAACAACGUACCACGAAGUGUGAAGGAAAUGGGAACAGAAUUUGCGGAAGAUCGCGUUUUGAAAAUGUAUCGAAAAAGGUUUUGAAAAUUAGUUCUGUAAACAAAUUUCGAGGUAUUGAGCUUCAUCGUUUUUUUUUCUUGGAUUUCCGAAAAUUUCAAAAAAAAGAAAGUUGAUUAGCUUUUUUUCAAAGCUUAGCUUCUUGUACCAAAAAAGUUUAUGAAGGUCCAGCCUCAUUAAUUUUUCCGAUUGCACUUUCAAAUGAGCUGAAAAACAAAAUAAUCAAUUUUUUUCAGUGGUUCUUUUCGACACCACGACUAUCAAGACCCAGGACUUGCGAUGGGACCAGAUCUCUCUACGACACGACCGCGACGAUCCCGUAAGUUUCUUGGAAAAAAAUUCCCCCGAGGUCUUGCCGCCUUUAUUCAAUGUGCAUCUGUCUCAUUUGGAAGAGGUCUCCUACUCGUGUAAAAUUCCUUGGCCUCGCGAAACGCUUGCAAAAAUAGUUGUUGAAAACACGAGCGCAGUUCUCGAGGGAUUUGUUCCCAGUCUGUCCUUCUUCCCCUUUGCAUCUUCUUCGUCUUUCUCGUCCAUUUUUCGUUUUGGGCAAAUUCCUUCUCUACUACUACUCCUUUUCUACGAUGUGAUGUCGCAGAUGGAGUUGGUGGGAAAAUGAGGGUCGAAGAGAGGACGAAAUUAGUUGAAGACGAAACAUUGGCGACGGUCCAAAGCGAAGGAGCUUCUAGAAAAGGAGACGAUUAAGGAGUUGCUCCUAAUUUCCUUUUUCGACGACUUGCUCUUCUGCUGGUCACUCUUGGAGUAUAAUCCAAUUAAGCGAUGCAAUUGGCGAGCAAAUUUCGUUCGAAACGCUGCCGCCGCCGACGCUGGUGUGAAGCUACUAGUCGAAUUAGUUUGCGACUGACCAGCGCCUAUGUUGCCUUGGGGGCUUUUUUCUUCUGAACGAGUUUUAGUGGUUUUUGAGGACGUUUAUUGGGGUUUUUAAGCACCAGCCUUUUUACUUUUCAGUAUUGUGAAUGGAGGGAUCUUUUUUGAGAGUAUUUUCAGUCUAGAGAAAGUGAGUUGAGAUUUUUUAUGUUGGGUGGAAUAAGUUAGCUAAUUUUUUUGAAUGAAUAAAAAAGUCAACACUUAUUUUGAGGCUAAGGUUUUAUGUUUUGAGCUAACAUCUUUCAAGCGGUUUUUAGCUUUUAUUUUUCAAAUGGUUUUCCCGGUUCUUAGAAUAUAAUCUGUGAUAGAAGUUGAACAAUGGCAAGAGGAUCAUCGCGAGCACACAAAAAGGCGCCAAGCCUUGCUCUGAGAACUCCACACGACUCUCAGCGUGCGACGCGCCAAAAAAGAAACCGAUUAGGUGUGUAUUGUGUGCCUGUGGACGAUAUCGUUGAUUCGGGCCGCGGCGCCUUUUUUGAUGUUACAAGUACACACAGACCAAAGUUUUCUUUUUGGCGCGCGUGGGAUCUUGGGCAUCAAACGGGAGAUUUUGUUCAAGUAGGGUCGAUACUGGCUUUUGGCCAAGUCGCGCCGUUGCGGUCAAGGGUUCUUGUGAUGCGAAACGCGCUGCAUUGCUCAAUCUCGUCUUGAAUCAAUUGGAGGCCGAUCUACUCUCAAGACCAAAAGUGGACGGCCUUUGGAUCGACCACUUGAUUGAAAACGGGCUGGAAAUCGUUGGAGAUUUGACAGAAUUCAAAAUUUCUAACUCUGCCUUUUUUAAGCAAUUUUAAAAAAAUAAAUUGUCUUUUUUUCCAUUCAGGGCUAGUUUUGAGAAUAAUCAAAGAGCUGUAGUUUAUAUAAACUAUGUUUGAGAGAGAUGUGCUUUUUUUUAUAAAGCUACUCAAAUUCCUGGAAGCAGAGAAUUUCUUGCUCGCGUUGGAGGAGUCAUUAGCCUUUUCCAACGACUUCACACCCAACGCCAUCUUGCCUCGAUACUCUCUCCAUCUUGAGCUGAGCCGUACUCAAUCGUCGUCGUCGUCGCCUACUCCAAGUGGUCUCAGCGAUCCACUUGUCUGAAUGUGGGUGAGCAUAGGCGUCAGUCUCCAAAUGAGAGUACCCAAAAAAUCCAACAGAUUUAUUUCAAUUUGGGACCUGCGUUCCUAGUUGUUGUUGUUGGUAAUGCCGUUCCUGAGGAUGCCAUGGAUGUGCACGAGACCGUGGCCAAAUCGUCUGGAUGUGUCGCCGACCUUGCCAUUUCUUUUGUCGCGUGCGGCCGCACAGUACAGUUGAUAAUGGUACGUGUGUUGAGCAACAACCCUGUCAUUUGUCGCGGCACGGUUCCAUUAGCGACUGCUCCGAAAUGCAGCCCUCCAAACCAUCUCAUUUGCUCUUGUAAUUGCCGUGUCCCCAAAUGUGCUUCGAAAUAUCGUUGUUGAACCUUCCAACGACAGGUGGAACAACUGUUGAAGACGGGAAAAAAGUAGUGAAUGGAGAUGUCUUGGCGCCUGGCCGGCGGUCAGCAGCAGGUGCCAACUACAUUCAGAGGGAAUUUUGAAGAAUACGAUUCUGGAUCCUGUGCGCCGAUACCGUUUUUGCACCUGCCGCUCAAACGAGUUGCUGGUUCAGCGCCAUUCCCCAUCGCCCGUUUCGACUAUGGAGUUGAAAUCACGUCGUUCGCGUGAUCUGCUGGAACUGAUGCGUGAAAUCCUUGAAAUGAGAGGGGGGCGAAGAUUUUCGAAAUUUUCAGUGCAUCCUGAACCAACGAGCUUUCAGAAAAAAAGAAAAAUUUGAGAAAAAAAUUUGAAAUCUAUAAAAAAAGAUCCUUCUUCAAUCCUGGACCAGGUUCAAAAGGAACGAUGAAUGGUUGAUUCUGUUCUGAAAACUUUCCAACAUUUUUUUGUCGCAAAAUAGGAAAAAGAGGAGUUCGAGAAAUGUCAGAUUUUUCAAGAAAUUGCUCAGAUUUCCGCAGUUUCUUCAGAUUUUCUUUCUCAAACUUCUAAGAAAAGUAUCCUUUCACAACUUCAGCGUAUGUUUUUUUUUAAUCCGAGCCCAUUAGUCUGUGUUCUUUUCUUUUAUACGAUGCCGAUGCGUAGCCUUGGCGAUGACGAACAACAACGAUAGUGUGGACGGUGUGUAAUGACGCAUUUUUUUUUCUGAGCGAAUUGAGAAGGAUAUGGUGGUGGCCAGCGGCUAACUGAACGGAGAAAAGGGAAGAAUCCACCUCUUCGCUUUUUGCAGGCGGCUGUCAGUUUUUUGUGAAAGGCAUUCCGUAUUUAUGCGGUGCUCAAUGGUGGUCCAUAAAUCACUUAGCGACAGGGGACGAUGAGAACAACUUCUCCCAGUGAAGGAAUAAAAAACAAACGCCUGACCGGGUGGUUUGAAAAAAAAAGGACGCAGAAAACCAUCUUCCGAUUUGCACUAGCAGUUCACACAUGUGUGGUGACAGCCAGAACUGCUCUGGCAUUGUCUUUAGGACUCGAGCCUCCAUAAUCCGUUGGACAAACGCGCGCCGGCGUGAGAGCUCGAGAAUGCGCCAAAAAGCGGAAACGGACUUUUUUUUUCCAUGUCGUUGUUGGUCUUGUUGUGGUCGGGGUGAACUCAGGUUUUGGAAAAAAAAAAUUUCUUUGAAAUCGGGGCAAAAAUCAGAAUUGAAAAAAAAGCAGAAGUUUAGGGUAACCGGUAGCUCUAUGGUCUGUUUGAUGUGUUUGCUGAAAAAAUUUGAAAAUCGACAAGUUUCGAUUGAACAUUUUUACAGUACAGAUUUUUUUUUAUGUAACCAAAGUCAGUUGAACCGAAUAUAAAUUAUAUGUUUUCUCGCGAACUUCCGUAGAACCGAAGAAAAAACACAGCGCGCCAAAUGUUGCGGUCUCAUCACGUGUUUGAUGGCCCUCCAUUUGUCGCCUCAAUUGGAUUUCCGAGGCAAAAGUUAAACUCCAAGGAUGUCCGUUUUUUUUCUCUUGUUUGCAUUAGCGCCUGUUGUUUCUCCUCUCGUUUCUCACCUGUGGCCUCCCCAGAGUCGAGGACACCGUCUGUUUGAGUUUGAAUCGGCGCCAUGAGAAAAUGCCGAGUUUCAAGGACCUCUUCUACACAAUCAUGUAGGCGUCGGCUCAAGCGUGGCUUAGUUGUGGCGGAACUCCCCUCGGAGAACCGUCACGAAAAGACGGGAUUAAGUGAAGAGUGGUAGCGCCGAAGUUGGUUGCUUUUCUCCCGAUUUCGACAAGAAAUAGACGUCUUCAAUUGUUUUAUAAAGCAUUGCAUUGCGUGUCGCGUUGUCAUUUUGUGUUGAGUGUCACCACGACGGCGCUUGCAGAAUGACACAAUCCAUUCAAAACGCGACACUUCUUUAUUAGUUGAGCAAAGUUUUCAGCCUGAUGGGCAAGUGACAGGGCUCAGUGGAAAUCAAAACGAAAACAAAAAAUAAGAAAAAUGGAGGGAGCAUAUUUCAAAAGUCAUAAUUCUCUCCGAGCAGCACUUUGGAGUGUCAGUUCAAGCUCAUUUUUUUCUGCAGCCAUGCUUACUUCUGUCCCAGGACGCCCAUUUUCGCAUAAUUCCUCCGAGGAACGACUCUUGAUUUUUGCCUAUUUGUUUGAGUGAUUGAAACGAGACAAGACGUAAUAAGGCGAGAGAUCUCUCUGGAAAAGUAGCGCGCGGCGGAUUGAGAAGAUGAACAUGAAGAUAACGCGUUUGUCCGUUUAUGGGCGCUGAGUGCACAUUGGGAGUCGUCGGGAAAAUGUUGGCCACUUUGACAGUAACAAUGGCGUGAAAAUAUAGGACUCUACGUCUUUUGAUGGCCGAUGGGGGUGUGGAGUUUUUCUCGAAGUUAUUGAAGUUAGAAGGGUCGGUCAAGACUUCUCUGAAGGAUUGAUUUCAAGAUUUAGUGUUUCUGGUUUGAAUUAGAAAAUUGGGAAAAUUGCUGGAAAAAUCUGAAUACUCGAAACUGAUCAGGAAAGUUGUAACUAUUUUCUGAAUUUUUAUUUUCCAGUGGGUCGAGGAAACAUGGCGAGACGGAGACAACAAGAACAUCCCGACCUACGUCGCCUGCAACUACGAACAACAGAAUCCGAGCAACUGGCUCUUCACGCCGGUCGUUCCAACCGACGACGCCAAGAGGUUUCAUCGAUCUCAGAAUCAUUUUGAAAAAAGUUCUUCAGCAUUUUAAUGCAAGUCAUGUUCAAUACGCGUGACUGUAUUCUGUCUGAUGAAACGAAGGCCUGCAAGGAGACGGUCGCCAUCUACGCCAAGCAGUACGACGUCGAAGAUCCGCCCAAGGAGAACAUUGUCGACAAGGCCAAGUUCCAGAAACGAAUGUCUGAAUGGUUUGGUAGCGUCGAGAAAAUAAAGGAAAUAAUUUUUUUUCACUGCAGGAAACAAGUAGCGACUCUGUAUCGCAAGACGCCGAACACGACGACGGAAGUCGUGCCUCUGACGGUGACGGCUGGAGCGCGCGCCGUCCGUUUCGCCUUUGAAGACACCGGCGUCUGUGUGUCACUGCUUUCCGUCAAGGUAUAUAUUUUUGAGGUUCUUGGCUAUGAUUCGGUACAGAUUGGGGUUUCGUAGGGCUUUUUUCGGUAAGAGUUUGGAGCAAAAAAGUUUGGAGUUUUCAAAGAAGAAUAUUGAACCAAUGUCGUAUGUUACUUGAAAUUAUUUUUCAAAAAAAUUCAAUAAAAUUAUAGAAAAAACCAUUCUUUCUCGAUUUGGAAUGCUUUGUUUUGGUAGUUUUCUCUUCAUUUCCUAUUCCGCCGUCGUAUUUCUGAAGCUCAUCACUCAUCCACGCAUGUCUUCCUUAACGAGUCGACUUUUAUGGCUGAGCCAGGCCUCCAGGGCUCAUUAAUUAAGAUGAUCUUGGCUCGGAACAGACGGACGAAACGGUUCCGCAAGAUGCACUUUCAGUGGUAGUUAGCGGAUGCGACACCAUGUCCGUCCGGAAUGAUGGAUCGCCCCCAUCCUCUUGGGGCUAAUUAUCGGCCGUUUCUUGGCCAAAAAGUAUAUGUUUUUCUUCACUUGGUGCACUUUGCUCCAGCCGGUACACGCGUGUGGAGCACCACUUAAUCUUGUUGAUGGAUCAAACUCUGGCCAUUGGAAGUUUGUUUGCUGUCAAGGUGGCACAGGCUCCAAAAAAGGUAUCUCGAGAAGGUGGCGGAGGUCACUUAACACCUACGAAGAGAUGGACAGUCUGUGUGCUCAGGAACGGAUGUUUGCCGACGCUGAGGUUCGCCACGGAUAUUCUUCUAUUCAAGCUGCUGGCGCCAUGAAAAAUACAAGGGCCAGGGUGCAGAUGUCACCUCGGCUCGUAUAUGGUAUCGUUUGCUCUGCCACCAAUGAUGCCAUUCAACACGACCCACUGCAGCUGUGUGCCUUGUAUUGAAUGGUGCCGAAAGUUGUCACGCGAGAUCUGGAGUUUUUUUUUUUGGAAAGAAGAGGGAACAACAUCCUCACUUUCUCAAGAAAGGUUCUGAAAAGAAAAGAAAGAAAAAUGUAGCAACUUUUUUUUAAAACUGUAACGAAGGCUUACUGAAGUUCUACAAAAGCUUAGAAAAGAGAUUUUUUUUUGUUUUUCACAAAUUCUUAAUGGGGUAUAUGGAGCAUGAGCGAGUUCCGGAAAGAAGCUUUUUUUUGUCAUUAAAAACUUUUCUGCCUUCAAAAAAAGAAUUUUGAACAGUCUGAACGUUUUUCCAAGGUUUUUUUAAAGUUUCUCAGGCCUUUCCGUCAAGAAAAUAUACAUAGAAAACCUUUGAAAGUUUUCAUCUCAACUUUUUCUUGUUUAUUCUACCAUUAGCGCCGGUUGUUGACGCUGUGAAAUGAAGAAGUCCGGAAGGACGUGACGUCUUCGUCCAGAAUACCUGACGGCGCCGUGUUGAUGGUGUUGCAUCGAGUCAUUGCGCAAUCCGCCGACUCGAACAGGUGAAUAAGCCAACGACUGUUGCGCCUGUCAAUCACCUCUGCCAUAACUUGUGUCCACAUGUUCGCUCCUUUGGUCUAACCUAUCAUUUUUUGACCUCUCGUUGUUUUUUCCAGAUGUUAUGAAGUGCUAAUAAGCGAGUUUUGACGAACUCUUCCUCUCCGGAGAAACUGUUGAUGGUAAGAUGGCUGUAAAUAUGUUGUGCCAAAUGUCGCAAUCAUUUGGGUAGAUGACAAAUGACAGGUCCGCCAGAUAUCUCCGCCCGAACCAGGCCGCUUCCGAGGAAAUUGGUCUAAUAUUUAUGACAGAGUUUCGGGGUUUUUCCCCUAUGAGGGGAGAAGUCUCUUUUGCCGCCUGUCCCGCUGAGAACAUUACAAGACCUGGAUGAAUGGCGAGGCCUGCAUGUGUGCAGGCAUUCUCGGAAUUGUCGGCUUGACCCAAAGACGACCUUAACGAUGGGUCAUCCUGCGGGUCGGAUGUAAGGAAAACGCUAAUGAAUGAAUAAUUUUGGUUAAUGUGUGUCGCCGGAGGAAGACACACGUGCCUGUUCGAGCACACAUUCACAUAACCGUUUUUACGAGAGGCCACACCGACAGUAAAAAAUAUUGGCAUUGUUCUUCGGGAUCCGUCUGCCUUAUACCAGAUGAGCCGCCGCUCCGAAGAUUUGGCCAUCAAAUCUCGUUUGAAUGAUUUGAUGAUCUUUUGGGGACGCGAUGGAAAUGGUAGUGUAAAUAGGUCACAGUUACUUUUUCGCGAGCUGGGAUUACAACGACCAGCAAAAAAAAAGAAAGUGUCAAAGUCUCGCUGCUACUGUCUCUUGUGUGUCCUUGUUUUCAAAGCUUGUUGGUACGAACGCGCUAAUGCGGAAAUCGGAGUCUCCGUUUUAGUACAAAACGAAGCGAAUGAGAAAGAGAAAACGAGUUCACUUUUCGACGUUCAUUGGGGGCCAACACCCUCCUAAAUCUGAAUUUAUGUGAAUGUCGGCGACCCUUUAAGCAACUUUCUCCUACCACGGCGACGAACUCAAAGAUGGAAGGGGGAAAAAAGUUGGACAUUAGCAGUUGAUGAGCGAACGGCGACACAGUUGAGGGUGCAGCUGGACGCGGGGAAUUGCGCAAUCGAGGAAUGUGUUCGAAAACAAACAAGUUCUGUUAGAUGGAAGUUGGAGUCUCGAAGACGGUGGAUCCUUCGAAAUUGACAGCGAAUGGUUUCAUCCUCGACAUUUGCAUUUACCGCUUUGAUACAAUGGCUCGUCUUGUUUGAACGAGGGCGACGCUUUGCAACAAAGAUUGAUUUAAGGUGUUGACCUUCGACGUUGCAAACUUUUUUUUCCUUGAGGAUUUUUCACAGGGGAUUCGAUCCAGUGUAAAUACAACUGUUUAAACAAUUUUUUUUUGAACAAGGAAUCAGAUUAUAUUUGAAAAAUCAAACUCAACGGUAAAAAGUUGGAAAACUACUAGCCAGUUGGAAUUUUUCAGAAUAAGGAGUCAAAAAAAAAAGGUUUUUGAAGUCAUUCUGUAGAAGUUAUCGGCUUCAACGGAGAGAUUUAAAAAAAAUAAUUUUAUAACUUUGAUUCGAACAUUUCAAAUAAGAGAGAGAGAGCUAUGCAAAAAAACUGUUCAGUAUUCAGACAUUUUUCAAAUAUUGAUUUUUUUUUUCAGCUCUACUACGUCGUUUGCGAUGAACUCACUCAAAACUUCGUUCACUACGCCCCGGUGACGGGUCCUUCGAGCAUGGAGCCGUUGACAAUCACUGGAACUUGUGUUCCCAACUCCCAGAAGAAAUAUGACAGUUCGUUUUCAAGUUCAAAUUCAAAAAAAUAUUGGUUGUGAGAUUUUUUUUUUCGAGUGGUAAAAAAAAUUAGUAUCUUCCCAGAACCUGGAAAAAAAUAUCCCAUGAGAAAUUCUGGAAAAAAACGUUGUGUAUUUUUUUACACUCUCUGUUGCGCAAGGAUCCUAAAUCGGGUUCAUGGGAAUCGAACUGCCACCACAAAAUGUACUUUUUAGAAAAAAAUGGAAGAUAUUCUAUAGAAGGAUAUGAGUUUAUGGAGCGAAAUUUUAUCUUUGAAGCUUUGAAAAAUUUGAGUUGAUUUUGCAUAACGUUGAAGCGUAUUUAGAAUAAAGGAGAAUGUAGAAAAUUAUUUUUCAGCUGUUUAAAUUGUCUCUUUUUCAGUCGGCCUGACGGCUCUGUGCAUGCCUUCGGGCAACCUGAGGCACACGACUGGCGAAUGCGAAUGCGUCGCCGGGCAUUCCUCUUCAAUCGUCGUCGACCACCUCAACGAGACGACAAUGCACUGCCUGAGUACGUCCAUCAAGACGCAUGAAUUCGCGAGCGCGACUCCCAAAUCCAGGCAUUUAGCGUGGUUGGCGAUGCAUGCACCGCAGCGUCACUCGUCGUCGCCGUGUCCUUGCGGUUCACGCGACGGCGACGACGCUAAUUUAUUCAUUUGCGUAUUGUUGGGUUUCGAAGAGAAAUCUCAACUGCCACACAAUGAGGUACCUGCACGGGGAGCUGCAAAAGUUGGGCUAAAUUUAGAGGUUGAAGACUUGAAGUAUGUGUUUGGAAAGAGCAAGGGCUUCUAGUGAGAAAAAUUCUUUUUGAACUACUUUUAAGUAUAGUUCCUAAAAAAUUAGGAAUAUUCGAUGUCUUGGCUUCACUUUGAAGUAUGGAAGAACAUCAAGUAAUUUUUUUAUCUGUGAAAAAGCUCGAGUUUCAUCUAGAAUAGAAUAUAUUGGCGAGUUUUCAGCACCUCAUUUUUUUAUAAAUUGUACUGAAACUUUGCGCCAGACACUUCAUUGUUACUUUUUUCUCUUUCCCAGAACAUUUGCGAUGACCUUCUCUUUUCAAUUAACAGUCCUUUCCCAUACAGUAUCGGCUAUUUAGAAAGCGGAAAAUAAGGCACCGGCGUUUAAUGUGACAUGUGGAAAAUGAGACGAUUUCUUUUUUUUUUACGAGUUUGCGAACGGUGGGGUUGGAGAAGGAUUGCCGGCGGAACGGUUGGCGUCUUGGCAAGACGGAGGCCAUCAAAGAGCCGCCGCCGCCGCAACAUACGGAGUAUCACCAUAAAGCUGCGUCAGCCACCAUAAUUACAGACGGUGACGUGUGUGUGGGUUCUUUUUCCUGAAGGAAACCGUCUUCCCAAGGGUUCCUUGAUGUGGAAAGAAGAGGAGAGGCUCCUGAGCGGCUGGAAAAAAAAUGAUCACGAAAGACGGGGAAAAAGUUAGUUUUCUGAAACCAUAAUAUAUUAAAGAGGAAAAAAUCAGCUUGUCUGACAUUUUCUGGCUUAUAGAUCUUUUUAUCGGCUCACCAGCCUGCUUCAAAGUUCCUAUCCUUUAAUAAAACGGUUAUGGUAGCUUUUUCCUUGAACCUGCAGACAGAAUCAGUUUUCUGACUUUUUUAGGGCUUUUUGAAGUUCACUCAUGCUUUUUUUUUCAGUAAGUUUAUCUCCAAGUAUUUCCAAUCCACUUCACAUAAACAGCGGCUCUUUUUUUUCUAGAGGAAAUGACAAGAAAAAAAGAGCCACCGGUUCUGAGAUGAUCCCAUUUGUGGAUAUUCCAGUUGAUCAGAUGCCUCUCCUUCAUUUUCUUAGUCCAUUGAGCGUAUGUAAUUGGCUUAACAUGCGUCGUGAAUUGUCCGCCAAAUAUUCGCAAAUUGCGGCGACGCUAAGAGGCUUUCCUUGAGCGGCAGGUGCGAUCGACGGUUUGAGAAGCGAAAGCUCAAGACUUCCCAGGGAAAAUCUUGGAAAAGUUCGACGGAUAGAUUUUGCCAAAAGCAACUUGGUCAUUAAUUCUUAGCCGUCUUCACCCGUCCGACCAAUAUCUCUCGAGACGGAAACCAAUAAAUCAGAUAAUGAUCGCGGCGUAGUCCUUUGUGUGUGUGCAAAUUGACUGCGCAGGUCAUUAUCAUAUCGCUUUUGAGAUAUUAAUGAGUUCAGACGUUUGCCGCUGUUUUUUGCCCUUCUUCUUUAUUGUUGGUUCAAUAUUGGCAUUCACAAGAUCAAGCAAUUAUCAAUUUAUUGGAAUUCGGUCAACCUUGAACGUUUGUUGCCAACGAAAAAGGCAAUUAGCGGUGGUUCUCGAGCCGGGGCGAUUUUGAAUGAAAAUCGCCGUCGAUGGCCGUAGAUGCAACACAACAACAGGUGGCUAUCGGCGAUUUCGCGAUUGUGGUCAUUAGGUGUUCGGUUGCCCAUGAUUUUUCCAUGCAAUCAAGCGUAUAGCCUUAUUUGGGAUGGGUUUGUGCUGAAAACAUGCCGCGCCGCCGAUUUUUUUUUUCUUCUUCUGUUGGCUCACCUGCUUGCGGAAGCGUUUGAUCUGAGAGCCGUUUGACACCUUCUGCUUGACCUGCUUUCCUGCCAGCUGAAUAAGGAUUUUUUGGGAAAGAUCCACUGAAGUUUUUAUAGGAAAAAAAAUGAAACAAACGAUUGCUUGCAAAGAAUGAGAAGGAAGCAGUUUUCGGAGUCUCAAGUUAUUUCUAGGAUUUUAUUACAAGGAGUUGAACUGGGCGUUUUUUCUUACCAAAAAUAGGUUGAGAUCGGACCUUUUUAGCUUUUCUAUCAAGUUUCUCUCUUUUUUUGAAAAAAAAAGUUUGGUUAGAAUUUUUCAGCCAGGUCUGCAAAACUAGGCUUUUUCUUCUCAUAGUAUGAAGCAAUAUUUCGCGCAGCUUUUCAUUUUUUAAACUUGAGAACUUGAAAUUUCGAUUUGAGAGUCUUCUACAGCUAUUAGGGUAUUUGAAAGACUGGUUUAGAAACUUAGAAACUUACUAGAGAAAAAAUUUUUUUUUUAACAAAAAGAAGUAGAUUUUUUUAAUAAUUUGAUUCUUAACCCUGUUCUGAGGACCACACAUGCUUCCUUCUCGCCUUGGGCAGCUCUUCGCUGGCAUCAUGCGGGAACGGCUCUCAGUGAUUUUGAGUGCUGUUGACCUCAUGGAGUACAAACAUUCGACCGACGUCGGUACCCUCAUGUAAAUAUAUAUCUUCGGAGGCCGCUAAUCUCAUUUCUCACCACACACAAAUCCUCAAAGUGGCCUCGGCCGCUCCGCCGACAAAAAGGCAACAAAAACGGCUACGUUUGCCAUGUGUCGGGGCGGAAGCAGAUGCGACGCGGCUCGGCUCUCCAAAAGUGUUGUUUGCCUUCGAUUCAAUCUCCCAUAUCCAUUUUCGAUCUUCAUUCAACGGAAAAAUUGUCGCCGCCGGUCGGGACAUUGAGGACAUUGCAAGAAGAAAAAAAAAAUGGUCGGAACUAGGGACGAACGGUUGCGCAUGAGCGGCUCUUCCAAUCAUCGCUGACCCGUUGGUUGAGAAGAAAAAAAAAGUUUCUGACUGCGGCACGACGCCUUUCAUCUCGGCGCAGCACGUCGUUAUCAUCUACAGAAUCAUUUGCGCAACACCUCGACCUGGUCAAUAAUCAUGACCGUAAUCAGGAGUUGUGGUGAUUGCGCAUGCGACAAAUGAGCAAGCAGUUGGGUAGCCUAUCCGAAUAUGGUCUUUGUGGACUCUGUUAAGGGGAAAAAUCAGGCUCAAGAAUGGAAGUCCGUAGCUAUUUUUCACACGGCGAUUUCUUUUCAACAGUCAGUCACAUAUCCAAAUUAGCUGUUACUUCCGCGAGCGGCUGAAUGAACAAUGGGGAACCGGCGCGCCAGCGAGAGAAAUUCGAUUAUUUCAUUAGCACCCGUAUCCAACCUCCAACAAUUCGUUUAUCUUUACCAUUAUCUACGCUUGGCCGAGUUGGAGUUGAACAACAUGAGAAUAAUUCAUGUCAUAUAUGGUGAUGACGAUCCGCCAAAGUAUGAGGGGGGGGGAGGCUGCUGGCCCGAGAUGCUCGUAAAAAUUGCGUCCCUCCGCCAUAACUGGCGACUGGAGACUCCACCUCGAGAUAUAUGAUGAUAUGCGGUAUAAAAGUUUUACGACGCACUUGGCGCAACUUCUUCGACGAGGAUAGGAGAGGCUCGUAAUUACCGUUUCGCAUGUGGCGCCACGUCGUGUCUGGAGUGAUCUAGGAGAGGCACACAACGAAAACAUUCCGCCAUCCGUCCCUUGUUUAUUGGAUCACUCGGCUUGGAGUGGCUAGGAAUGUGAUGGGGGCCAUUUUCGAUCACAUUGAUCAAGUGUUUCAUUUGGUUCAGUCAUUUUCCGGAAGUUGGUUGUAAAACAAGCAUUGUCGAUCAUUUUCGGCUAGGAUCGCUUAGUAGAAGCUCGAAUCUGAAGUUUUUAAUUUCAUGAGAAAACUUUGAUCGAAGAGGAUUUUUUUUUUGCAAAGUUCAAAGUUCGAUGAUAAGGUUAUAAUCAGAGCCUCACUCCACUAAGAGAAAGAAGAACUGAUCGUUUUUAAAACGCAGGGGGGCGUGUACUGAAGCGAUGUAAUAUUUUUGAGAUCGUUCCAAUAAAAAAAAAUUUCUUCUCUUUUCAGGAUGCCCCGUGAACACGUUCAAACCUCGUGGAGCCGGUGACUGCAUUUCGUGUCCCGCCAAUUCCAAAACUGAUUCCGAAGCCAGCUCGUCUUGUCAGUGUGCCGUUGGCUAUUUUCGGGCUUCUGAUGACCUCAGCACAGCCCCUUGCACUCGUAAGUUUGAAAAAUGGAUUCAAAACUGAGUUCUCGUCUUCAGAAACGCCUUCUCGGCCGGCCAAGGUUGAGAGCACCGAGGUGACUUCCACGAGUGUGCGACUCUCUUGGGACGAGCCGUCGAGCCUCGGUGGAAGAAAGGUUUUUUUUAUUCUACUCGAAUUGAGAAAAGCAAGCGCCUCCAGGAAGUUUGGUACGAAGUCAAGUGCGGGGGACGCGGAGAUUGCUCCAACGUCAAGAUUCUGCCGCAGGAGCAGCGAAUCAUGUCCAGAACGGUGGUCAUCACUGGCCUGCGACCUUCUUCCGACUAUACUUUCCACGUUUAUUCCAAAAAUAAGGUAAGAUUCCAGGGGAAAAAAUUCAGCAAAGUGUCUUAGUUGUACAAAUAAUGGUUAUAAAGAGAAAAAAAAUAGUCUUGAAUGAAAAAAUAGGAUUUACCGGGUAUUACAGCCGGAAGAAGCUUUCCAAAAAGUAAAGUAAAAAAAUGAUGUCUUAUUACCUGCAUGUGUAAUCAAAUCUAAUUUUAGCUUAUCCAAAAAGAAAAUAAAGAAAAUCUCAAAGGAAAAAAUCAAAGUAGUGCCCCUUUUCUUCUCAAAAAUUUUUGUUCCGUUAUGUCACAAAAAACGGAAAUUUUGAACUUCUAAAGCUCCCGCCCUUUUGGAGAGAAUCAUUACAAUUUUUUCGAGCAAACUUUAAUUCGAUGUAAUUUCUAGGUUUCCAACAUGGGAGAGCCCAAACACAGCAUUGUCGACGUCACAACCAAGUCAGAAGCCGAAGAUAACACCAUAAUUGGCCCAUUGCGAGUCGAUGCGGACCAAAGUGACGGCGUGACGAUUGGCUGGCCGACGCCCGAUCCGAGAAUCUCGGAGUUCGAGGUUGAUAUUUGAGAAACUGUAUAAAUUAUCUCCGUAGUUUCAGGUUGAAGUGAGCCCUUCGCUGACUGGAAAACGCGUCCAGGACGUCCGACUCGUCAACGCCUCCUACACAACUUUCAUCGGCUUGAAAACGGGCGUCGUCUACGCUUUCAAAGUUCGGACCAAGAACAGUCCCCGGUGGAGCCAGCCGCUGCUCUAUGAACUCGGCCGCGGAGAGGUCCUUUAAAUUAUAAUUUUAAAAAAAUAUGAAAAAAAUAAUAAAAAGAAACCGCCAUUUUUUUCAAAAAAAUUGACAAAGAAGUGAAGUGUUGAAGUCGAUGAAUAACACCCGGAUAUUUCUGCAGAUCCAACCGCAGAGCAAAGAGAAGGCGGACGAGUCGAACGUGGCGGCUUCGGCGCUGACAGACAACAUGGGCUGGAUGUUGAUGAUAAUCGCCGGAAUCCUGAUCGUCAUCGCCACUAUGCUCUGUAUGCUGCUGUUUCAGCGCAAAAGCCGGAACAGGAAGCAAAUGAGCGACUUGGAUGUCCUGGACACCUAUAAACAAGGUGUGUAAACGGAAAAAUUGAGAAUUCGAAUAUUUGAAAACUAGAGAGCACUGGGAAACAAGAGAGCGUCCAAAGAAAGAAGAACGCCUACCCUCUCAUUUUUUUAAUGCUCUCUAACUUUCAAAGAUUUGAAAGUUGAAAUUCAAGCUUACUAGACUGACACUUGCCUUUUCCAGGGUAGUUAUGAAAAAAAGACAUCUGCUUUCUGUUUGAACGAAAAAUCUGAAAACAGGGACCCCUUUUUAGUAAUAAUGAAAAUGGCAGCUUGAAAAAAUUGCUUCUGCUACGCUUUGUAGUUUCCAAAAAGAGAAAUUUUUUUCACGUCUUUAGUUUUUUCAGCAGAAUUUUGUUUCAAAACGAACUUAUCAUUUUGUAGAUUUGCACUCGAUAAUUUCGCUUCCUGUGUAGUUUGCUAUGAUUUUUGGAAGAAUCGAAUAAACUCGCUUUGCUUUUUAGUGGCCAAAGGCUCAAAAAUCUCGAAGAGUCUAAAGUUGACUGGAUUCGUGUGAGUUGGAGCACUCGAUCAAUAUUCCAGAUUCGAUGACGCCCGACUAUCACACGACCAACUCCCGCCACGCGCCCAAUCAGCCCAACUUGCCGCAUCUGCACGAUCAAUUUCGUUCUGUUGCAAAAUGUGAGAGAGAGAGAACGGAAAAUGAACACUCGAUUCAAGAAUCGAAGCUUUUCGUGGUCGCGACUUGGUGUUAGAUCGUGGUUUUGUAGAAAUUCUAUGUUCUUGUGAAGGGUUUUUGUCCAGGAACCAGGAUCUUUUCAAAAAGUUCUCGAGUCGUUUUUGAAAUCUGAUGGAGCGAAAAAGUUUCGAAAAUUUUAAUAGAAACUACUUUACAUCACUUUUUUUCAGUUGGGAGAAUUAGUAAUAAAAUUAUUUUUUUAUCUAAUUUGUACCAUGAUCUUAGUAUGUCGGGAUAUUUCUAGUGACCACUUUAGUAGCUUCUGAGCUCUUAAGUUAUCCCUAGAAACGCUCAGAAACGUCCAGAGCGCGUUUCGCGACUAGUUCAUUUUUAAAUCAUCAGAAUAGUUUUUUUCACAUUAAAAGUAUCAAAAAACCUUCAUCGAUGUCACCUUUACAGUAAACGCUCCACUUAUCCCCUUCGGAAGUCCGAUUUCUCAGCCUCCACCUUACUAUGGCGGACCGGCCACCAGUGGAAAGUAUAGAGCCUACGUAGAUCCAACCGCUUAUGAAGAUCCCAAUCAGGUAGACUUCCCGGGGUCCCUUCUCACACCUGACACCUUAUUUUUCUAGGCUCUGAAUGAGUUCGCUUUCGACAUCGAUCCCAACGACAUCUUCAUCACUCAAGUGAUCGGAGGCGGCGAGUUUGGCGACGUCUGUCUCGGUGGCCUACAUCGGAGUGCGAUUCUCUCCAACAAGUACGGCACCACCGUAUCCCACGGAAGGUUCAACGACGGCGAGGUAGAAGUUUCGUAGUGUUACAGUAGGCAAUUUGAAGCUUUCAGCAGUACGAGACCGUCGCCAUCAAGACCCUGAAGUCGGGCAGCAGUGCCAAGGCGAAGUCGGAGUUUCUCAUCGAGGCCUCCAUCAUGGGACAGUUCACUCAUCCCAAUGUUAUUCGUCUGAUCGGCGUCGUCACGUCUUCUGAACCUAUCAUGAUUGGUUUGUUUCAUCUUAAAUUUUAUAACCAAUUUUGGAUUGUUCAGUAACGGAAUACAUGUCGCAUGGGUCGCUGGAUCAGUUCUUACGGAUCAAAGACUCGAGAGGCGAGAAGUUGCCUUGGGAAAAGAUUUGCGAAAUGCUCCACGGGAUCGCCUCGGGCAUGAAGUAUCUGACCGACAUGGGAUACGUUCACAGAGUGAGUUUCCAACAAAACUGAGCAUUUCGAACAAAAAAAUUUAACUCUUUUAUUUGCAGCAAAAUUGUAGAGAAAAAAAAUGGUAAUGCGGAGAUUUUCUAUAAUUUUUCAACCCAUGUUUAGGACCUCUAGAGUGGUCUCUAUAGGACAAUCUUAGGAGCCCUUGAAUGGUUCCCUCUAGGAACCACUUUAGCAAUCCCUAUAGUGUGUACUAAAGCUUUAGAGGCUAGGUGGUCAGGUCCUAAACCCCUAUUGGAUAACCUUAGUUUUACCCCUAGAGGGACCAUUUUUCGGCGCCUAUAGGUGUUGCUUUUAUAUAUCUGUGAUAUUCUUUGAUAAAUGUUUCUCAAUGGAAUUUCAAAUUGUAGGAUCUUGCCGCUCGAAACGUCCUGGUUGAUGAAGAGCUUCGUUGCAAAAUCGCCGAUUUUGGAUUGUCGAGGGGCGUCGAAGGUACCGUCGAACAGGAGUACACCACGAAUGGCGGAAAGGUGAGUUAUGAGUGAACAUUUGAAAAUUUAUGCUCUUCAUUACUCAGUUCUCGGUUUUGCUUUUCAACUUUAAUAUAUAAUAUUUCUGACAGCUUCAAGAAAAAGAAUCAACAUUUGCACUACCAAAUUCCUUUCCAGAUUCCUGUGAGAUGGACGUCGCCUGAAGCGAUAACCCACCGAAAAUUCACCGCCUCCUCAGACGUUUGGUCAUUCGGCGUCGUCGUCUGGGAAGUGUGCUCGUAUGGAGAACGCCCCUAUUGGGAUUGGACCAACCAGAAGGUUUCGAUUCAAUUGUAGAGACACUAAAUCGUCCUGACUGCUCCAGGUGAUCAGCGAAGUGAUGAUCGGCUACCGACUGCCGCCGCCGAUGGACUGUCCAAUGGGCUUGUAUCGACUGACGCAGUGGUGCUGGAAGAAGGAGCGACACGACCGGCCCAGCUUCGCCCAACUCGUCGCCAUGUUCCACAAGUUCAUGCUCCAGCCUCACAUCAUCCACAGCGACAUGGGGGAGCUGCCCAAGCGGUCCAUGAGUACGGCCAAGUACGUCAAGAUAAAAACUUGCGCGAGUAAAGAUCUCACUAGGCCAGGGAGUAGGCGUUGUCUUACAAGAAUUCCGGAAAAUCCAUUUCCAAACUCAGGGAGGUAGUAAUGAUUUUAGCUUUAAAAGACUUGAGGGGAGGUUCUGGCGGCCUGAAAAAAAGGUCGUAAAUGUAUGAAUAGGAGGAAAAUUAGUUAUGAGCAGAAAAUGAUGCUUAUUUCGCUUCAGAACUGCGUAUUUAUGCAUUCUUUUUAGUCUAACGAAUACCUACGGUAGCAUCACCGCUGUUCCUUCGCCGCCUUCUUCAGCGCCACCAAUCCCGAGUCUCGAUGAGUUCUUGAGGUGAGUCAAUAGAGCCCGAAAUGUUUUCUCUCUGAAUGAAAUGAACAAGUGUGAUUUCAGAUCCAUCGGCAUGCACCACUGCUACGGACAACUCGUCGCCCACAACGUCACGUCGCUGAGCGACUUGCGACGUACUUCCCACAACGAGCUGCUCUCCUGGGGCCUCAUCUCCCCGGAGUGCACGACCCUGUUCGACGCGUUGGAAGCCCGCAACUACGGCCACACCAACGGGGCCAUGCAGAUGCCGACGCCUCCCGGAACGGCGACGCUGCCGGCUGCUCUCAGGAAUUCGGCUCGCGGAUCGACGUCUCGCCGCGACGAAGGAUUCUUUGUCUAG